GGAGUCCGCCGUCGUGUUAUGCAGCCGCCCGUGGAUGUAACGAACGACGCUCAGACGAAUAUACAGACGAUAGGAGAUGUUGCGGCUGGGACUCCGGCGCCUCCUCCUCCUCCGCAGCGGUGACGCCGGUCGCUGCCUGCGCGGAGAGUCUCGGACUCGGCUCUACAGCCAGGAGGCGCUCGUGUGUUAUCGCCUCACUCACCGGUCCCUGCUGAAGGUCCAGGGCCCGGACACCGCUCCGUUCCUCCAGGGGAUCAUCACCAAUGACGUGGGCGUGUUGGAGGAGCCGAGCCGGCGGCUCCUGUACUGUCACAUGCUCAACGCUCAGGGCAGGACCCUGUUUGACCUCAUGCUGUACAGCCUGAAGAGUGCUGACCUGGGAGGCGGCGUCCUGCUGGAGUGUGACAGCAGCGUGAAAGAGUCCGUACUGAAGCACCUGAAGGUCUACAAGGUCCGCAGGAAGGUCACCUUGGACGCAUGUCCUGAGCUCUCCGUGUGGACAGUUCUGGCUCCACUGAAGACUGAAGGUCAAGAGGUCAGUAGAGCUCAGCUCUCCUCGGCGGGAAAUACCCUCAUAUGUGAGCCUGAUCCUCGGACUCGUGAUAUGGGCUGGAGGCUGGUGUUGGAUGAGCAAGUUGACCCGCUGCAUGUGCUGAGGUCGUGCCACAAAGGGGAUCUGCAGGAAUACCAUAAGCAUCGCUACGCUAUAGGACUCCCUGAGGGGGCGAAAGACCUUCCCCCCGGGGUGGCGCUGCCGCUGGAGUCCAACCUGGUCUACAUGCAGGGCAUCAGCUUCAGCAAGGGCUGUUACAUCGGCCAGGAACUGACGGCCCGGACUCACCACACCGGCGUGGUCCGCAAGCGCCUGAUGCCGGUUCGCUUGUCAGUGCCGGUGCACCACAUGGAGGAGGGGGCUGCGCUGCAGACGCCGUCGGGCAAGCCGGCCGGUAAAUACCGCGGUGGCGUCGGCGAGCUGGCUCUGGGCCUGGUGCGCCUGGCCCAUGCCAGGGAGCCGCUGACGUCUCCCAGUGAUGGCACAGUCACACUGGAGGCUGUCGUGCCCCGGUGGUGGCCAGAAGAAGCGAAGGUGAACUGAUCAAGGUCACGAAUCCAUGACGAGCAUCGCAUGUGACAGGUCCCACUCUGAGCCCGGAGUGUGGUGUGUUUGUGUCACUCUCUGACUGUGGUUUGCCUUUGUUGCGUGUCUAUUCAUGGGACAGUUCUUUGCUUUGACAUUGUGUGUUUGACACGUUCCUGCCUUUCCAGUCAGUAAGUACACUUCACCUUCUGAGUAAUAAACAAGUCUUGAACUGGCCACC
Molecule: messenger RNA, 1319 nt
Organism: Synchiropus splendidus (mandarinfish)
Lineage: Eukaryota; Metazoa; Chordata; Actinopteri; Syngnathiformes; Callionymidae
Gene: iba57
Product: iron-sulfur cluster assembly factor IBA57
Exons: 3
Coding region: 77-1096 (339 amino acids)
Cellular component (GO): mitochondrial matrix
Molecular function (GO): protein binding
Source: RefSeq, a predicted model, not a curated record